AUGGAUGGUGGUGAUAUUCCGCCUAACCAAACCCUCUACGUAAAUAAUUUGGAAGAUAAGAUUAACGUCAAUGACCUAAAAUUUUUAUUAUAUGAAUUUUUUUGUCCUUAUGGAAAUAUUAUAGAUAUUAAUAUAAAGAAAAACUAUAAAGGUAGAGGUCAAGCUUUUAUUGUUUUUAAUAAUAUAGCUUCUUCUACCUUAGCAUAUAAAAAUCUCAAAGGGAAAUUAUUUCUCAACAAAAAUAUAAAUAUUAAUUAUGCCAAAACAAAAUCAAGAAUUAUUCAAAAACUAGAUGGUACAUAUAAUCCUCUAUUAAAUUUUAAUAAAUCAAAACAUAAUAUACAAUAUAAAUCAAAUGAAUUCUAUACUUUAUUAGUUCAAAAUCUACCACAAGAAAUUAAUAAAAAUGCUUUAGAAAUUCUUUUUAAUCAAUAUCCAGGAUUUUAUGAAGUCAGAUAUAUACCUGCAAAAAAUCUUGCAUUUGUUGAUUUUACAACACAACAACAUGCAGAAAUUUCCAUGACAGGAUUACAAAAUUUUAAAUUAACUCCACACCAUCCGAUGAAAAUAUCAUGGGGCUCAUAA
Molecule: messenger RNA, 585 nt
Organism: Plasmodium adleri (nom. inval.)
Lineage: Eukaryota; Apicomplexa; Aconoidasida; Haemosporida; Plasmodiidae
Product: U2 small nuclear ribonucleoprotein B'', putative
Exons: 1
Coding region: 1-585 (194 amino acids)
Biological process (GO): mRNA splicing, via spliceosome
Cellular component (GO): U1 snRNP
Molecular function (GO): U1 snRNA binding
Source: RefSeq, a predicted model, not a curated record